AUGCCGGGACGGGUCCUGCCCACCUUUACACCCGCCGAGGUCGAGUCGCAUAACAACGCCAAAUCAUGUUAUAUCACCAUCGGUCGCAACGUGUACGAUGUUACCGAGUUUGUGGAGGAUCAUCCCGGUGGCGGCGACUUGAUUUUGGACCAUGCAGGAAAGGAUGUGGCGGAAAUCAUGAAGGAUGAAAUUUCUCAUGAGCACUCCGAGGCUGCUUAUGAGAUUCUCAUGGAAUAUCAUGUUGGCUUUGUCUCCUCAGAUGCCUCCGGCAAGGCGAAAUCAUCUGGUGUCGACGCCACUGAGACCGGAUCCUCUCCAGUUUACCAGAGCACCGGAAUGUCGCGGGAGGAGGAUUUGUCCGUUGACACGGAUUACAAUCAGGACUUCAAAACCCACAAGUUUCUGGACCUCAACAAGCCACUUUUCCCUCAGCUUUGGUACAGUAAUUUCUCCAAGGAGUUCUACCUGGAGCAGAUUCACCGACCCCGCCAUUACAAGGGCGGCGCCUCUGCGCCUCUCUUUGGCAACUUCCUCGAGCCUCUCAGUAAGACUGCAUGGUAUGUGGUGCCUAUCAUGUGGCUCCCACUGGUUGCAUACGGCACGAUGGUCGGCGCUGGAGGCCUGGGAGAUAACUCUGCUGCGGCCGCGUACUGGAUCGGCGGUGUCUGUCUCUGGACUCUGAUUGAGUAUCUCAUGCAUCGCUUCCUGUUCCACGUUGACAAGUGGCUUCCGGACAAUCGAGUUGGCUUGACGCUUCACUUUUUGCUUCAUGGUAUUCAUCACUACCUUCCCAUGGAUCGUUACCGACUUGUUAUGCCCCCGACGCUUUUCGUGGUCCUGGCCGCACCAUUCUGGAAGCUGGCCCACGCUGUCUUUUUCUACAACUGGUUUGCAGCUGUUUUGGUCUUCUGUGGAGGUGUCUUUGGCUAUACUUGCUAUGAUUUGACCCACUAUUUCCUCCACCACCGCAACCUUCCUUUGUACUACAAGGAGCUCAAGAAAUACCACCUUCAACAUCACUAUGCGGAUUUUGAGAACGGAUUUGGCGUCACUAGCCGAUUCUGGGAUCGCGUUUUUGGCACUGAGCUGGAGACACCAUCUCCUAAGGGUGCCAAAGCCCAGUGA
Messenger RNA from Penicillium macrosclerotiorum, 1125 nucleotides. RefSeq names its product fatty acid alpha-hydroxylase. The transcript has 3 exons. Gene Ontology annotation, molecular function: iron ion binding; heme binding; fatty acid 2-hydroxylase activity. The record is from RefSeq and is a predicted model, not a curated record. Gene Ontology annotation, biological process: fatty acid metabolic process; lipid biosynthetic process. Bases 1 to 1125 code for a protein of 374 amino acids. NCBI's taxonomy places the organism in Eukaryota, Fungi, Ascomycota, Eurotiomycetes, Eurotiales, Aspergillaceae. Gene Ontology annotation, cellular component: membrane; endoplasmic reticulum.